Messenger RNA from Hyalella azteca, 867 nucleotides. RefSeq lists its product as uncharacterized. NCBI's taxonomy places the organism in Eukaryota, Metazoa, Arthropoda, Malacostraca, Amphipoda, Hyalellidae. The transcript has 6 exons. The record is from RefSeq and is a predicted model, not a curated record. Bases 85 to 519 code for a protein of 144 amino acids.
AGUAUUUGCCUGCCUACACACAACUGCCAACCGCACCGCUGCCACGACCUGCCACCGCACCGCUGUCACGACCACAGCCAAAAGAUGACGCGAGCUCUGAUGCUUCUCAUCGUAGCCGCCGCAGUCUCGUCCGCGGCAGGUUUAUCAAACGCUUGCAUCGUUGCGUUCUGGUUGCGAUUAAAUGAUCUCAGGGCCGCCAUCAACACCUGCUUGCUGCAGUACCAAUCGGAGAUGGAGAAGUCUGUUUCAAAUCCAAAAUGCAACUACGAACUACCUGCGUACGACGCAGCAACAUGUGAUCCGUUUUUUUACAAUUUCAACAAGUGCGUGUUGAAAUCAAAGGGUCUGCUGAAGCCUAACAACACAUUGGACGAUGUGGCCUUGCAGAAGGUUUUCUUGCAGAACAAAUGCAGCAAUGACGCCAACUUCGCUAAAGCUUACCCGACAUGCAAGAGCUCCACCAUGCAGCGUUUGAACUUUCUCCGGCUCGAGCAGUGUCUUCUUAAGGCCGUGCCCUAAUCAGCUCACUCAAUGGAGGAAAACCUACUGACGCGAAGCAAGGCUGACUAAACUCGCCCCCACUCUUUUGGGAUUUUGCAGGGAUUUUUUUGAGGACUUUUGGGAUUAUUUUUGGUAAUCGGGAUUUUCUUAUUUCUUUAUUAAAUUUGCUGGUGUAUCUUCAAUAAUAAAUUAAUUAUCCUUAUAAUGAGACGUUAUGCGAAUAUCAUCCAUGCAGAAUAUUUCACGGGAAGUUUAUACAAUCUAGAGAUAUUUGAACUAGGUUAUUUAGACAGCAAACUUAGAUUGAUACAGAGACGAAAUUUGAAUUAUGUCAACUUAAUUACAUUAUGUGUGCAAUAUCACCAA